Molecule: messenger RNA, 5561 nt
Organism: Teleopsis dalmanni
Lineage: Eukaryota; Metazoa; Arthropoda; Insecta; Diptera; Diopsidae
Product: leucine-rich repeats and immunoglobulin-like domains protein 3
Exons: 8
Coding region: 18-4298 (1426 amino acids)
Molecular function (GO): protein binding
Source: RefSeq, a predicted model, not a curated record
UAUAAAAAGUAACUAAAAUGCGCAAAGAAUCAAUGAAAUGUGAUUGGACGGCAAAAAAGCAAAAUCAACUGCAACAACUGCAACUGAAAACUUGUAGGCGAAGCAAAAAGCGUUACAAAAACAAAACCGUUUGUAACGCUCCGCUGCCGACGACAUAUAAUCAUAGCAAUUAUUAUAAUUUCAUUAAAACCAAUAAAUUAUUAAUUGCAAUAUUACUACUGAUAACAAUGACAGCUACAACGACAAUUUGUCAAGCCGCAGCUGCACCGCACGGUUUCGCAGCGGCGAGCCCGACCCGAAUACUACCAAUCGCUGCCGUCUUAUUGAAAACAACAGCAACAACAGCAGCUACAACGUCAGCAUCGUUAUUAUCGACGACUGUAUUGGCAGCGUUAACUCCCACACAACAAAAACAGCAGCAGCUGCAACAACAACAAGAGCUGUUCGCUUUACUAACCAAAAAUAGACAGACAUCGCUAAAUGGUAUGGUAAAUAGUGGAUUUGCUGUUGCUGGCGAUGGUGAUGGUGAUGUUGAUGCUGCUGCUGCUGCUGGCAUUGCUGACGCAGCAUCAAGUUUGACAACGUCAACAUCCGGCACGCGUGACAAAUUCGAAAUUGAACAUAGCAAAAUUGUUUCUGCCUUCAAAAACGCUAAAGACAAUAUAAAAAAUUAUAAAAAGAACGCUGCCAACAGUUAUAAUAAUAAUGAGCAUCAUAAUGUUAAAAAGAAUGCUGAUGAUGAUGAUGAUGUUGUUAUUGCGCCAGCAGCAGAUACAUUUCUGGAGACAACAGGUUUUUUUGCUGACGAUGGACAAAAAUAUGAAAAAGCUGACAAGGCGGGAAUUGGAUCGAUUAAUAUAAACGACCAUAUUCAGCAUACGAAUGCCAACAACUGCCCCAAGGAGUGCAAGUGUCUCAAUGACUUCUUCGAUUGUGGAAAAAAGCAUUUGGAUCAUGUGCCCGAAUUGCCAAAUUAUGUUGUUGUACUGGAUAUGGUUGGAAAUAAACUGAACGACACAACUGUACUGCAAAUAAAAAAUUUAACAUCACUGAACAAACUUUCCUUAAAACGUAAUCAACUGGAGAAUAUACCAAAAUUUGUAGGCCUUUCGAUGCUAAAGCAAUUGAAUCUUGCCAAUAACCACAUACAACAUAUAUCACAUGAGUCCCUAGCGUUAUUACCAAAGUUGAGAGUUUUGGACAUGACAAAAAACUACUUACAUAAAAUUGAGAUCAAUUAUUUUCCAGCCACAAAUACAUUAGCUCAUCUAAUUUUGAAUUCGAAUGAAAUUUCCACAAUUGAUGAAAAUGCAUUUGAAAAUCUAUCUAAUAUUUUGGACUUAGAAUUGAACAAUAAUCGCUUGACUAUGCUGCCGGGCGGGGUGUUUAAAAAUCUAUCCAAAAUGAGGAAAUUAUCAUUAAACUACAACCAUUUGGAAAUUAAUUGGUCAACAUUUAAAGGUUUAACGUCGUUACAAAAACUCUUUUUACAAUCGAAUAAUAUUCGCGCUCUUCAAGAUGGCAUCUUUCAUGUUAUGCGUUCGAUAGAAACUAUUGAAUUGGAUCAUAAUGAUAUCACUUCACUGAAUCGUCAGGGUUUAUUUAAUUUGACUAAAUUACAACAUUUGAGCUUAUCAAAUAAUUCAAUUUCCCGCAUUGAACUUGAUACUUUUGAAUUCACUGAAUCACUUAAGUCCUUAGACUUAUCACACAACAAUAUAAGCGAAUUUAAACCACAACAUUUAGAUUGUCUCCAACACUUAAAGCAUUUAAAUUUGGGUCACAAUAAGAUUCAAUAUCUAGCGGAUAAUACUUUCGAAUGUGUAAAGAAUUUGGAAGAUUUGAAUUUACGACGUAAUAAAUUGGCGUGGAUUAUUGAAGAUCAAGGAGCUAUACCACCUUUUAAAGCACUAGGAAAACUUAAAAAAUUAGAUUUAUAUGGCAAUAAUCUAAAGCAGAUUAAUACCAAGUCUUUGAAUGGCUUAAACAGCUUAGAGUUGUUGAAUUUGGGUGGAAAUGCAUUAGCAUCUAUACAAACCGGUGCUUUCGAUCAAAUGGCACAUUUGCAAAAAGUCAUAUUUAAAUCAUUAAAUUUUAUAUGCGAUUGCGAAUUGUUAUGGUUUAGACGUUGGCUACAAAGAAAUGCACAAACCAAUACUCAAAUUCAUGCGAAUGCUGUCUGUGGUUAUCCGGAACAUCUGUUAGAUCGAGAAGUUUUAUCAUUAACGCAGACUGAAUUAAUUUGUGCUGAUACUCCGAAACCAAUUAUUAUAGAAGAACCAAAUAAUCAAUUAGCUGUUAAGGGUGCCAACAUAACAAUGGAAUGUAUAGCUAAGUCACCAACUGCAGCAUCUUUAGCAGCAGCAGAUGAAUUAAAAAUAAAAUGGCGGCAUGAUAAUCACAACAUAAAAGAUCGCAACGAACGAAUUGUUGUAAAUGGAAAUCACAAUGGAUUUAGUACAACUGAUACACAAAUUCUACAUGAACAAUCGAAUCACACGAUAAUUAAAGGUUAUUUACGCUUAUAUAAUGUUAGUUAUGAAAGCGCUGGUAAAUAUCAGUGUGUGGUUUCUAAUGCUUUUGGUACAACCUAUUCACAAAAAUUUAAACUUUCCAUUGGGAUUCAUCCAACUUUCUUACAAAUACCUUCUAACUUAACGAUUGAUUCUGGCAAUACAGCACGUCUGGUGUGCUCUGCUGCUGGAGAUCCAAUGCCCGAAAUAGCUUUACAAAAGUUUGGUGCUAGUGGUUUUCCAGCUGCAACUGAACGAAGACUAAAAGUCGUACGCGAAGAGAAUGCUUUUAUUAUAACAAAUGCAAAACCGAUAGAUACUGGCAUAUAUACCUGUACAGCUGAUAGUCCUGCGGGCGAAAUAAAAAUAAAUGCUUCCCUAGUUGUUAAUGAUAAACCGCAACCAACGAUACCAGUAAUGACUAAAGAAGUUGUUUUGGGUGAGUCGAGUAUACUGGAGUGCCUUGAUGAUGUAGUGGCAGACUUAAAUCAGCCACAUCGUGAAUGGUAUAAAGAUAACAAACCUUUUCAUACAUCACCAACAUCUGAUUCUGAACGUUACUACUAUGAAACUGAAAAGAGGCUUCUUAUCAUAAUGAAUACCCAAUCCAUAGACGCUGGGAACUAUCGCUGUGAAAUUACGGAUCAAUUAAAAUCAUUUGUUGUUCAAACUGAAUUAAUUGUUGUGCAGGACAAAAUGAAAAUAUAUUAUGUGUUAUUGGGUGUUGCAUUGCUCUGUUGUCUUAUCCUUAUUUGCGUCUUAAUAUGCUACUUAAAGUGUAAACAAAAACGUAAAUUAUCGAAUAUAAAUAUUGACCGGACUGGUGUUGGUGAUGGAGUAAACAGUGGACUUAUUAAUAUUGGUGGUGCACGUAUAGCAGCAACAAAUGAUUCAACAAUUCAACAACAUUUAUUGAAUCACAGCCAAGGCAGUACGUUAGACCAAACACAGUUGACAACAUUAAAUCGUACCUAUCUGCAAGAUCAACUAUUGCACACACAUCCACGGCAGCAGCAACAUACUCAUCAAAUGCGUCCACGCAGUUUAGCUGAUUUAGAUUUAAGUUUGAAUACAAAUAAUGGUGCAACAAAACAACGAAAUUAUCUUUUAGGCAACGAUUCACUCAACUAUCAACAAUUACUGCAACACGAUGUAGAUGCUAUUGGUAAUAAACGCAUGGAGGAUGUGCGUGAGAGUUUUACACUAGAAUAUUUACGGCAAAACUCCACUCAGGAGACAGAAAUUAAUCAGGAUUAUUUAUCGAGCAAGGACUCCGGCACUGGUUCAGAUGCAGCUGUAAAACGAAGUAUAGAAGAUUUUUCUUUAUUGCCGCAAGAAGAGCAGCUACAUAUAUUGUCAACACCAACAGCUAUUGCUAAUCAUAAUCGACGAAAUGGUAGGACUAUAUUAGGAAAUACAAAUAGUUACACUGAAAACGGUGAUAAAAUUAGCCGGAAUAAACAUAAUACAGAAGAAGAUGAAGAAGAUUUUGUAGCAUUACGCCCACUUGGUGUAUCAGAUGUAUAUGAGGUUGAUGAAAUUGAACGAAGUGAACAAGAACGUCUAUUUUUUAACAAUAAUCGUGCUCUUCAAAUGGUAUCAGGUAUGAAUCGUGAUAUCUGCGGCAAUGCUCUAAACUAUGAAGGCGACACUAUUAAUACUGAACUCAGUAGAAAAAAUGAUAGUCAUCCGCAGCAGUUACCACAUUUAAAUAAUAGUAAAUGUAAAACAAAUUUAAGUACAAAUUUCAAUAGUAACGCCACAGAAAAGGCGGUUGAUAUUUAACAAACUAAUUAUUAACAUUCGAAACCAAAUAAGACUGUAAAUAUUGAAAAACGCCUUCUUUCAAAAGAAAAAAAAAUCAUGUAAUAUAUAAUUUAAUGUAGCUAUAAUUUAAUUAAAAAAAAAACUGCAGCUAAGCAACAAUACCAGUGAAUACUAUGUGCAUACCACAGAUAUGUAAUUUGCUUUAUAUACAGUAUAAUAAUUUCAAAUGAAAGCAUUCAGUUUUGAAAUGUAGCACAGUUUAAAGUGGAAUAUGGCACGGUGUUUUUACUCUUGAAUCUUAACCACUUUUUAAAUUAAUGUACACCAUGUGAGGAAAUGCUCUUUUACAAGCGCUUACUUACUUACUUACAAGCGCUAUCAAAUACAAGCGCUAUCAAAUAUUAUUUAAUGACACUGGUGUGACGUUUGUAAGAGAACAUUUGAAAGUACACUACAGACGAUCAAUCUACAUGAUUAAGUUUUUUGAAUAUUUAGUGAAUAUAUACUGAAUAUAUAGUGAAUAUAAAAUGAAUAUAAUCGAAUGCAGGUAGACAGACUGUGUAUAUUUGACUUUUAAUUUUUUUUCAUGCAAUUCGAUAAGUCAAAAAAUAUCUGUGCAUUUAUUCAUAUGAAUGCGAGUCAGAUACAGUGUUGUGCUUAAUUCAAGAAACACUCGAUUUAUUCAUACGUACGUAAGCGUACGGUGCACUGCUGUCUUACAUGACAUAUUAGUGAUCAAACAUUUAGAUUGUCUGUAGUUUUCUUUAUGUUAACCUGCAAUUUAAGAGUGAGGACUCCGUAACCCAAACUGUCACCUUGUUUCAACCUUUAUACUAAUCAUUAAAUAUUUUACUGUUGUAUAUAAAUAAUGUAAAUUUAUGCACUUAGUUAUUACUAUACCCUUCACAUAUAUAGUGUACAAUUUAUAAUCAGGUACCAUAUAACUAACAUACAUUCUUUAUCAGUUUGUCAAGAUUAAUUAACUUAACUACAUCUGUCGGUAGGCAUUCUGAGGUUAAUGUAGGCAGCUCUAGACGACAAAUGAAUGAAAUUUUUGGACGUCAUUAUGUGUCUAUAAAAUAUCUCUAGAAGAUAACAUAUAUGUUCAAAUGAGUAUAUUAAUUUGAUAACAUAAGUGAAAAGUUGAUAAUAAAUAUUUCAACUUUGAUUUAAAAUAAAACUAAGAUGUGAAGGGUAUUGAAGCUUCGGCAAAGCCAAAGUUAACUUUGUUUCUUGUUUUGUUUUCUUUUUAUGUACAAAAACAAUAUGUACAUAAAAGUA